AUGACAACUCUUGACAUUUACUCUCUUCAAAUUGUCAGUCAAUACUUAACAAGUAAAUAUGAUUUUAUAAAUAUUAUUCAGACUACUAAAAAAUAUAUGUUUAUUCUAGAUAGAUUUAGAAUAAACCCAAUUAGAAUUACAUCAUUUGUAAAGAACUUAUUUCAGUUUUUAGAUACUCAAAUUGUUUAUUAUGAAAAUGAUUACAUUGUACACAGAGUUGUUAAAUUAAUCAUUCAAUAUCCUGUCUCUUAUACAGAGAUAGCUGAAAUAACAAAACGGUAUAAAGAUGUAACUUGUAUAUUCAAGAACGUAAUCUUAGAAUCUCUUAAUGGUUGUGACAAAAAAAUAAUUCCUAAGGAAGUUAAUAUUCUUGGAGAUAGCUGUUUUGAAGGAAAAGAGCUUAAAGCAAUGGUAAUACCAAAUACAAUAAAAGAGAUUAGAGAGUCUUGUUUUGAUGAAUGUAGAUUUAAGUGGAUAAAGAUUCCAAUUUCUGUUACAAGAAUAAAACCAUUAGCUUUUUCAAAUUGUAGGUCAUUAACAAAAGUUGAAUUACCUUCAUUUCUUAGUUCAAUUGAAGAUAGUGUAUUUAAAAAUUGUGUUAAAUUAAAAGAAAUUAAUAUUCCUAAGUCAGUUACUUCUCUUGGAUAUGGAUGUUUUUCUGAAAGUGGUAUUAGAAGGUUUGAGAUUACUUCACAAUUUCAAUUUAUUGGUGGAAGUAUUUUUUGUAUGUCUUUAUUAAGAAAAGUAUCAUUUACUGGUGUGAAACAAAUUCCUAGUGGAAUAUGUAGUGGAUGUAAUCAUCUUACUAAUGUUAUGAUGGAUGAUACAGUAGAAUUUAUUUUUGAUUAUGCUUUUGAACAAUGUACUGAACUUAAAAAUAUUAAUUUUUCAUCUAAUUUAAAAUUUAUAGGAAGUUAUGCAUUUGUUGGAUGUGCAUUUAAUAAAGUUAUUCUUCCAAAUAAUUUAGAAAUUUUAGGUGAUUCAUGUCUUGCAGAUUGUAGAAAUUUAACUGAACUACGAGUAUUAUCAAAACAAUGUAUCAUUGGAGAAGGAGUCUUUUUUGCAGACCAUAGAUUAAAAAUAAUUGAACUUCCAUUAAAAGAUGGUAAAUAUCCAUUUGCAGUAACUAAAGAAGAAAAGAAAUUACUUAAAAGAAAUGGAAUAGAAUGUAUUAAUAUUUUAACUGAUCAAAAUUAUGUUGAACCAAUUGAAUUAUUAAAUACAAAUAAACAAAUUAGAAAUAUUCAAGAAUUUGGAAAAUUUCUGUCAACAUCUAUUUGUAUUCUUAAUUCUGCAAAUAGAAUUGAUAGUAAUCUAUUGAAUUCACAUUAUUGUGAAGAAUUAAUUCUUCCAAAAUCAAUUAUUCAAAUUAAUGGUUAUAUACCAACACCAAAUCUUACUAAAAUUGUAUUACCAGAAUGUAUUGAAGUUUUACAUCAAGAACAAAUUGGUUAUUUAAAAGGUCUUAAAAUUAUUGAAAUUCCUAAUUCUGUUACUAGAAUAGAAAAAUGGUGUUUUAAUACAUUAGAUCAAUUAGAAUCAUUACAAAUUCCUUCUUCCGUUAAAAUACUUAAAAAAGAAUUUAUUAUCGAUUGUCCUUCAUUAACUGAAUUGAAUUGGAACAAUAAAGAACCUAUUAUGAAAGAACCAUUUAAUUAUUUAAUAUAUACUCAACUAAAAAAAUCUAAUAUUCAUUUCACAAAAUUUACUUUAAAUGGAUUAGAUGGAAUUGAUCCACUUCAUUUCACUAUUACUGAACCUAUUGUAUUUCAACAAAAUGAUUUUAAUGAACAAAUUUCAAAAUUUAAAAUAUUACCAAAUAAUCUAAUAGAAAUUAAUGGAUCAAAUAGAAUAGAUGAAACAUUAACUUCAAUUACAAUCCCUUCUUCUGUUUCUUCAAUAGGUAAUUCAGCUUUUGUUGAUUUUAUAAAUUUGAAGGAAAUACAUUUCCCUGAAAAUGAAAUAGAGUUUGAUGAUUGUAUGUUCAAAGGAUGUACUUCACUUAGUGUUAUCAAAUCAAAAAACCCAAAAAAUCUUCAAAUAAAUUUUCACACUGAAAUUAUAAAUAUAUUAAAAGGUUUUGGAUAUAAUUUUCAAUACAACAAAAGGGUUAUUAAAAAUUAUCAUCCAUCUAAUUAUUAUAAAGAAGACUAUUCAAUACAAAACUUUUGUCUAACUAAUGUACAAUCAAUUGACAAUGAAGCUUUUUUUUAUUUCACUUCUAUUACUCAUAUAUCUUUUUCUACUAAAUUGAUAUCAAUUGGAGACGCUGCUUUUAGACAAUGCUCUAUACUAAAAACUAUUCAGAUCCCUUCAACAGUAACAUUUAUUGGAGAGUCAUGUUUUGAACGUUGUUCAUCUUUAUCCACAAUAAAAAUUGAAAAUCCUUUUGUUGAUUGUGGAAACUAUUGUUUUAAUCAUUGUAUUGGAUUAACUUCAAUCCCAUUAAUAUAUAAGCUCAGUGUUGGUCUCUUUGAAUAUUGUGAAUCGCUUCAAUACAUUUCAUUGUUGGAUGGUGUUAAAGAACUUUCUCCUGGUUGUUUUAGUCAUUGUAUUUCUCUUAAAGACAUCUCAAUUCCACAAAGCGUCACAGCAAUAAGAAGGUAUUGUUUUAGAGAAUGUUUUUCUCUCACAUCCAUUGACAUUCCAUCAGAAAUAAAGUUGAUUGAAUUAGGUACGUUUUAUGACUGUAAAAAUCUGAGAAAAGUUAUAAUGAAAAAUGAGCACAUUGAACUCGGAGAUCAUUUGUUUGAUGGCUGUACUUCACUUAACACUAUUUCAAUUAAUGGUUCUACUAUCAAAUUAUUUGACAUAGAAACAUCUUAUUCACAAUACAAAUACUUUCACUUAAAAGGAAUAAACUGUAAAAGAGUGUCAUUAAGUAGAAGAGAAAGAAUUGAAAAUGGGUUUAUUGUCAUGACAAAUAAAAAUAUAGUUAGUAUUGACGAAUGUUGUUUUGGUGGGUGUACUGAAUUUACUAGACUUACUAUUCCAAAUAAUAUCACUAAAAUAGGACCAUUUUGUUUUAAAGAUUGUAUCAAUCUUCAAUCCAUUGUAAUUCCAUCUUCAAUAACCUCAAUACCACCAUAUUGUUUUGAUAAUUGCACUAAUCUGACUUCAAUUGACAUCCCCUCUACAAUUAAAAAUUUUGGUGAUAAAUGUUUCACUGGAUGUGUAUUAUUAAAAAAUGAAAAAAUACCUAACGAAUGUUUUAAAACAGUUAACAUUGAAGAUAUUGAAGAAAAUAACA
Molecule: messenger RNA, 3250 nt
Organism: Entamoeba dispar SAW760
Lineage: Eukaryota; Evosea; Mastigamoebida; Endamoebidae
Exons: 1
Source: RefSeq, a predicted model, not a curated record